AUGGUGAGUAACCAUCAUCCUAAAAGAAGAGAAUUGGUGUUAUUUGUGAGAAAAGCGAAGAAUAAGAAUAGACGCUUGAAGGAGGAACCGAAUUGGCACAUAAGGAACCUACUAAAGGAACUGAGUGAGGAGAAGUCAGAUGGGUUACCAGUUGUAACAAAAGAGGAUGUUGAAAAAGCAAUGAAGGAGAAGUGGAAAUUUGAAAGAGACCAGGAAAAAAAACUUGAAAGUAUGCGCAUACAAAUAAGUGAUGCUGAGAAACUGUUUCUUGAGAAACUCAGUGAAAAGGAAUAUUGGGAAGAGUACAAGAAUGUAGGGAGUGAACAACAUGCCAAACUCAUUACUUCCUUACAAAAUGACAUCAAUAUAGUUAAAGAGAAUGCAGAGAAAAUGUCAGAACAUUAUAAAGUCACUCUUGAAGAUGCUAGAAAGAGAAUAAUUAAAGAAACUUUGUUGCAACUGGACCAAAAGAAGGAAUGGGCCACACAGAAUGCUGUAAAGUUUAUUGACAGAGGCAGUUAUCGUGAGAUCUGGGAGAAUGACUGGUUGAAAAAAGAGAUUGCAGUUCACAGAAAAGAAGUUGAAGAAUUAGAAAGUAAUAUACAUGAAUUGGAAGAAGAAAAUUUGGUGCUUAUUGAUCAACUAUUCAACUGUAGACUUGUGGAUCUCAAAAUACCCAGGCGACUAUAUCUUACUCAAGCCACUGGGCAGGAAGUGCCACCUGAAGAAAUGCCUUUCGAAUUGCCAGAAAUAUAUAAAGAAGAGUCAUGGAAGUUACAACUUGCAGAAAAAGAAAGUAGAGAAAUGUUGAGCUCAUCAGUUGAGAGCAGUGCCUUCCAUCUCAGCCAGGAAGAUAGCACCACAAAUGUCCGGAAUCUGAAAAUCAGUGAAGAGGACAGCUCAGGCACAGAGUAUGGGGGCUCGUCUGUGAAAUAUUUACUAUAUGAAGAUGAACGGGAUUUCAAGGAUUAUACAAACCUGGGCCCCUUGGCAGUGAAACUUAUGUGUGUGCAGAGCAAGAAAAUGCCCAUUCAUUUUCAAGAAAAGGAAAUGCCAGUCAAAUUCUAUGAAGAUACCAGUAGCCCAGAAAACCACAUCAUAUAUAAAAUGAUGAAGUCUUUUCUCUAAGAUUGAAAGCUACAAAGUAAAGACAACUUUUCCUUUGGGAAUUGAAGU
Molecule: messenger RNA, 1176 nt
Organism: Castor canadensis (American beaver)
Lineage: Eukaryota; Metazoa; Chordata; Mammalia; Rodentia; Castoridae
Source: RefSeq, a predicted model, not a curated record